Molecule: messenger RNA, 2590 nt
Organism: Folsomia candida
Lineage: Eukaryota; Metazoa; Arthropoda; Collembola; Entomobryomorpha; Isotomidae
Product: laccase-17
Exons: 3
Coding region: 623-2323 (566 amino acids)
Molecular function (GO): oxidoreductase activity; copper ion binding
Source: RefSeq, a predicted model, not a curated record
AUUUCAUUGAUGAAAUACUUGGAAUUGUAACAAUGACGGGUGGCAACGUUAUGUUCUAUUAAGGAUAAAUUUCAGUUAAAAAUGUGUUCAUAAAAUAAUUCAUGCAUAUAACGUUCAUGAUUCCUUACCCUGAUUUAUACCACACGUCGAUAAAUAACCUCGUCGGAAUAGACUAAUUGGUCUUAUGACACCCAUAUAUUAAAUGGCCAAUAGCUACAGUACUAUAUAAGUCGGGGGUUUCAAUAUUGACGUGAAAGCAACCCAUUGUGAAAUCUAUGACUCGAGUGAAAAUAUCAGAUGAAUGAAGUAGUUCAAUGACUACCCAAACUGUAAUUUGCAUAAAUUGCUUUGACUUCCUAAGUAAAUGUGGCCUAUUGUACUCGUACUCAUCACGUCAACGCAUGGCGACAUUAUCCAAAGUAUUGAGAGUUAAAACGACUACUAAAUAUAUCAAUUAUUUAUUUCAUAAUGGAGAUCAUGAUGCGAUUGAUGUCCAACGUUCCAAAAAAAGCUAAUAAAUAUGCUUCGUAAACUUUUAGUUAGGUAUGUAAACAUUUUUGUUCCACGAGAGGUGACCUUACAUACAUGCAAACUUAUUACUGUAUGAUCUCAAAAUUCGGGAAUGGUUUGCCGGCUCAGUUUAUCCAUCAUAUUUUCAACCAUUGUGUUGGUAUAUUUUGGUAUUUACUCCCAUAAACGACCCACUCAGAGCAAACUGCAAGGAAGGAUUUUAAAAUACACGUUUGAAGUCGAUUACAUGACCGGAUCCCCAGACGGCGUUGAAAAUAAAGGGAUUUUAUCAGUAAACGGAAUGUUCCCAGGACCCACGAUUGAAGGCGAAGUUGGAGACGUUUUACAAAUUCUGGUAAAAAAUAGGAUAAGUGACGGACAAAAUACGAGCAUUCAUUGGCAUGGGAUUGAACAACGGGGCACCCCAUUUCAAGAUGGAACAGACAUGAUUACCCAAUGGCCCAUCAGGUCUGGGGAGUCUCGACUGUACGAGCUCAAAUUGGAACAGUGGGGAACAUUUUGGUACCACAGCCAUUCCGGUUCACAAUACACGGAAGGUCUUUUUGGCCCUUUAAUCAUUCGAAAUCGUACCGCCACCUAUCCUGAAAUAUUUAUCACACUAAGCGACUACUACCACUCGAGGGCGCACCAAAACGUGGCGUGGUAUUUUUCAAAGGAAAACGUCGGGGGAGAAACGCCUUAUCCAGACGCUGUCCUUCUAAAUGGGAAAGGUCGCUAUCCCUGCGACUUUGCCGCCCAACAAAACCUCACCUGCUUAGCGGAACGCCAAACACGUGACGUUUUCCACGUCUCGCAAGGAACGAUUCUUCUCCGCUUAAUUAAUGCAAGUAGUCGGACGACGUUUAACUUUUCGAUAGAUCAUCACACCCUGACCACCGUGGAAGCUGACGGGAUUGAUGUUAGCCCGGUGGAAGUAGAUCUCGCCCAAAUUGGGCCGGGACAAAGAUAUUCGUUCUUAAUUUCGAGGUCGGAUAUUACCCUGGAAUCAUUUCUUAUUCGUGCGGAUGCUAUUCUUUAUCCGAGUCCUGGCCUCGGAUCGGUUCAGUUAAGAUGUCAGAACUGCACAUUCCCGACUGUGACGGCAGUUUUGCAGUAUGGAAAAAAUACGAUUAAUAAGAUUAACAAAUUUGUUGCAUCGUCGGUAGAAGUAUUCAAUUAUUCGGAGAUAUUGCCAGUUCCAAUGGAAGGACAGCGGUAUCUGAAUGAGUCAUCGUUACUCCCGUUCGACCGCGUUCCCCCAGCGAACGAGGCCGAUCAAGUAAUUAUUCUUAAUGCGAGGUUGGAUUACAAUGUGCAUGGCAGAGUUGGUUUCACUUUUAAUGACACGUCGUUCUUGGUGGAAUCCUUGUCUGAACCACCACUUUACACAGUUGUGAAAGGAGGAUUUUUAAAUGAAUCCCUCCCAUUCGUGAAGAUUCAGUAUAAUUCAGUCAUUAAGCUGGUAAUUAAUAAUUAUCAUGAUCCACACCCCUUCCACUUACACGGACAUAGCUUUUGGAUCGUGGGAAAAUUUCCGAUGCGAAGGGACGCCAGUGGUGAACCGAUUGGAUAUGAUGAGAAGGAGGAUGGACACAAAGCAAAUUAUGAGAAUAGUUGCAAAAGAGAUACUGUCCUUGUUCCGGUGGAUCAUGUGCUUAUCAUCGUGUUUAUAGCGGAUAAUCCUGGAGUGUGGUUAUUUCAUUGCCAUAUUGAUUGGCAUAGCUUUGGUGGGAUGGCAUUUAUUUUUAAUGAGGCGCCAGAUAUCGUACGCGAGAAUUUUGUGUUAUCUGAUGAACAGAAAUUUAGAAGUUGAGAAUAGGAUAGAAUUAAGGGACAUAAUUUUUUACUUAUACUUUUACUUAUCAUAGACAAUAUCAUUCUACAAUUAUACAAUUAUAAUUAUAAAUCGUACCUUGCUUAGCAAAUGCACUUCAUCUGCACAUAUCAUGUCGGUCGACCCACGUUUGACUUCGUUGUUGUAAAUCAAUCAUGUUUUCCAUCAAAGUUUUGUCUCAUAAAGUCAAAAGUAUGGCCUCAUAUUUAAUACUUGAUGAAUUAAUAAAUCCUGUGGUAUAUCUGA